UUUUUAGAUUAUAGGAUUAUUUCCUACUGUAUGUAUAUGAGUAUAUAUAAAAAUGUCACUUAGUAGAAUGAAAGGAAGAACUUCGUCGGAAGUGUGUGCUGAUUGCAAUGCACUAACUCCGGAAUGGGCAUCUAUAAAUCGGGGUGUUUUGAUAUGUGACGAAUGCUGCAGUGUGCAUAGAAGCCUGGGAAGACAUAUUUCUCAAGUUCGUCAUCUUAGAUUAGCUCCAUGGAAUCCAUCUCUUCUUGCAAUGACACAGAAUCUAGUCAGUAAUGGUGCAAAUUUAAUAUGGGAGCAUUCAUUAUCUGAUUCCAACCAAAACAGAGGUGGAACAAGAAAGCCAAGUCCAAAGGACCCUGUUCAUCCUAUCAAAUCAAAUUUUAUCAAAGCUAAAUACCAAAUGUUAGCAUUCGUUCACCGUUUACCUACUACUGAUGAUAAAUUAGAUCGAUCAAUUAUAGAUUUAAGCAAGCAAUUGUAUUCGUCGGUGCGCACUGGUAAUCUUGAAACAUCCCUACGCUUAAUAUCUCUUGGUGCACAGCCCAACUACUUCCAAUCGGAGAAAGGCAAUACUCCACUUCAUGUAGCUGCUCAGGCUGGUCAAGCAACACAGUGUGAACUCCUUGUCUGUCAUGGUGCAGAUCCAAGUGCUUUAGACUUGUCAGAAAAGACAGCUGCAAAUGUGGCUAUAGAAAAUGGCCACAAUGAUUUAGGUUUCCGACUCAUUGAAUUGAUGUAUGAGUUAACGGAUCGAUUAACGUUUUACUUAUGUGGUAGACGACCAGAUCAUAAAAAUGGGAUAAAUUAUUUGAUACCAGCACUGCAGGAUAGGGGUAUUGGUGAAUCAUCACCAGCCAAAGAAGCUCGGUGCAAACUUCAGUCACUCAAUAAUCGCCUUUUUGAAGAAUUGUGCUCUGAUGUUUAUGAUGAAGUUGAUCGUCGAGAAAAUGAUGCAGUUUGGCUUGCAACUCAGCAUCAUCGAAAAUUAGUUAGCGACCAUACAGCUGUCCCAUUUCUUCCAGUUAAUCCUGAUUUUACCUCUACCAGAAAUCAGGGCCGCCAAAAACUUGCACGUUUCAAUGCUUUGGAGUUUGCAACUCUUAUAGUUGAUAUUUUACAUGAUGCAAAAAGGAGAGAAGGUCUUAACAUACAAAACCAAUCUGCAGGUGUUGUAGAGCAAUUAAAAAGAAAUGGAGGAGAGCAAUUAAAAAGAGAUGAUCUGGAACCUGAUUAUGAUGAUGUAGCAGACGAUGAUGAAGCUGAUGUAGUGAGUCUUGAUAGCAUUGCUGGAAGACGUUUGCUGGGUAAACCACUUGCUUGUGGAAUAAAAACUCUAAUCGAUAUUCAGGAGGAGUAUGAUUAUGACGUACCAGUGGAUUGUUAUGACAGGUUUAAGCCGACUGAUGCAUCAGAAAGGGAUGCUGGUUCGGAACCAAAGGGAAAGGUUCAUGAUUUACAGGAGCAGAAUCACAGUCUUGGUCAAGAAGUAAAUCUUCUAAGAUCAAUGGUUCAGAAACUGAUGCAGGAGAAUGCAGCACUUCGUGCCCAGGUCGCGCAAGUGUUGCUAGAACGCGAUGAUUUAGAACGAAGAUUGGAAGUGAGCACAACGCAACAAUAUGAUCGACCUAAAAACAACCAACUCAGCGAUAUUCCACAGGUCAAACUUCCCGAGUCGUACGACAAAUCUAAUGUUUCAAUGACGUCAUUUGAGCGUAUGGACGGUACCACAGACCCGUCAUUGCCGCGUUAUCGGUCAAAAGCUAAUUACGAUAACGUUCCGUCAACAACAGGUGGUGAGCUGGAACAACCAGAAUCGUCUGAAGAAUCGGCCGCCUAUCGUACGGAAGACGAUGUCGAGUUUGCAGCUGAAACAGGACCUUCGCAAGAUGAUAUUGUAAAUGCGACUGAACAAAUUACAAAGAAGAUACAAGAACUUCUGCAGGCUGCGCAAGUUGGGCAGAAUAACAAGUAUGUCAAUUGUUCCAGUAAUAUUUCUGCUGCAGUCAAUGACAUGGCUAAUCUUUUUCCCAAGCAUCCGAGCUCAGAAAGUGUCCGCAUGGCACUGCGGUUAAUGAUCACCAGUGCAGCCAGGUUACAAGUUGAAUGUCGAAGCAGUUCGUUAGAUCAAGCUAUGUUAACGCAACAGGUUAUUCAAUGUGCAUACGAUAUCGCAAAAGCAGCGAAACAUUUGGUAACGACCUACAAUAACUCGUUAUAAUUUGGAAAGAGAAUAUUUAAAUGAAGUGAUGUUGCUAUGCAAUGGUAGUAGAUGCGAUUACUAAAUCGAUUAAAUAUAGUGAAAUAGAGAAGAACAUUGAACAUAUAUAAAAAAGUUGCAGUAAUGGAGAGCAGCCUGUGUAAAAUAUUCCACUUCUCAACAAUGCGUACAGUUUUCUCGAGUUAAACGUUACGUAUUAAUUGCCACGUGACGUUUCCCAUUGGCCGAGCGAUAUGACGUGACGUUUGCCAUUGGCUGAGCUCUAUCACGUGACUUUCCAUUGAUUGAGUGAUGCGGUAGCCAAUGUAUCGCUAAUUUUUUCUAGCAUUUUAUCACGUUACAAUCUCACCACGUGACCAGCGCAAUUAUAAUUUCCCGACGCAAUUAACAUAUAGUAGCUUACAAAUAAUUUAUUAUUAGAUUUCGUUGUAUUUUGUUAUUGUUUAAUUAUAUGGAUUUUUUUAUAUUAAUUUUA
Hydractinia symbiolongicarpus is the source of this 2693-nucleotide messenger RNA. Its product is annotated as ARF GTPase-activating protein GIT1-like. Gene Ontology annotation, molecular function: protein binding; GTPase activator activity. The transcript is spliced from 19 exons. The coding region runs from base 53 to 2218 and encodes 721 amino acids. The record is from RefSeq and is a predicted model, not a curated record. Gene Ontology annotation, biological process: regulation of ARF protein signal transduction; brain development. Lineage: Eukaryota; Metazoa; Cnidaria; Hydrozoa; Anthoathecata; Hydractiniidae.